GGGAGGUGGCCGGAGCUCGGAGCUGGGGCUCCAUGAGCAGCUCCAGGAUGGGGAGAAGCCCCACAAGUGCUGGGAAUGUGGCGAGAGCUUCAGCCAGAGAGUCGACUUGACCUGCCACAUGAGAAUCCACAUGGGGGAGAAGCGCUACGUAUGUGACCAGUGUGGGAAGAGCUUCAGCCACAGCUCCAACUUGGUUGUCCACCUGAAGAGCCACAGCGGGGAGAGGCCCUAUGAGUGUGCGGAGUGUGGCAAGAGCUUCAGCCGGACAUUCUGCCUGAUUGUCCACCUGAAGAGCCACAGCAGGGAGAGGCCCUACGAGUGUGAUCAAUGCAGGAAGAGCUUUCAGACCAGCUCCAAUCUCCUCAGGCACCAGCGCACUCACAAGGAUGAGAAGCCCUUCCGCUGCCCUGACUGUGGGAAAGGCUUCAAGUACAACUUCAGCCUCAUCAACCACCAGCACACCCACACCCGGCUGAGACCCUAUGAGUGUCCUGAGUGUGGCAAGAGCUUCAGCCAGAGCUCCUACCUAAUCUGCCACAGGAGACUCCACAGCGGUGAACGUCCCUAUGAGUGUGGGCAGUGUGGGAGAAGCUUCUGCCAGCGCUCCCACCUGAUCUACCACCUGAGGAGCCACACCGGCGAGAAACCCUACCAGUGUGAUCAAUGCAGCAAGAGGUUUCAGAGCAGCUCUCAUCUUCUCAGACACCAGCGGAUUCACGUGGAGGAGCAGCCCUUUCUCUGCCCCGACUGCGGCAAGGGCUUCAAGCACAACUCCAGCCUCGUCACCCACCGCCGCAUCCACACUGGGGAGAGGCCCUUCCAGUGUCCAGAAUGUGGGAAGAGCUUCUCACAGAGCUCUACCUUGACCAGACACCAACAGACCCACGAUGGGGAGAAGCCCCACAAGUGCUUGGAAUGUGGCGAGAGCUUCAGCCAGAGAGUCGACUUGACCUGCCACAUGAGAAUCCACAUGGGGGAGAAGCGCUACGUAUGUGACCAGUGUGGGAAGAGCUUCAGCCACAGCUCCAACUUGGUUGUCCACCUGAAGAGCCACAGCGGGGAGAGGCCCUAUGAGUGUGCGGAGUGUGGCAAGAGCUUCAGCCGGACAUUCUGCCUGAUUGUCCACCUGAAGAGCCACAGCAGGGAGAGGCCCUACGAGUGUGAUCAAUGCAGGAAGAGCUUUCAGACCAGCUCCAAUCUCCUCAGGCACCAGCGCACUCACAAGGAUGAGAAGCCCUAUGAGUGUCCUGAGUGUGGCAAGAGCUUCAGCCAGAGCUCCUACCUAAUCUGCCACAGAAGACUCCACAGCGGUGAACGUCCCUAUGAGUGUGGGCAGUGUGGGAGAAGCUUCUGCCAGCGCUCCCACCUGAUCUACCACCUGAGGAGCCACACCGGCGAGAAACCCUACCAGUGUGAUCAAUGCAGCAAGAGGUUUCAGAGCAGCUCUCAUCUUCUCAGACACCAGCGGAUUCACGUGGAGGAGCGGCCCUUUCUCUGCCCCGACUGCGGCAAGGGCUUCAAGCACAACUCCAGCCUCGUCACCCACCGCCGCAUCCACACUGGGGAGAGGCCCUUCCAGUGUCCAGAAUGUGGGAAGAGCUUCUCACAGAGCUCUACCUUGACCAGACACCAACAGACCCACGAUGGGGAGAAGCCCCACAAGUGCUUGGAAUGUGGCGAGAGCUUCAGCCAGAGAGUCGACUUGACCUGCCACAUGAGAAUCCACAUGGGGGAGAAGCGCUACGUAUGUGACCAGUGUGGGAAGAGCUUCAGCCACAGCUCCAACUUGGUUGUCCACCUGAAGAGCCACAGCGGGGAGAGGCCCUAUGAGUGUGCGGAGUGUGGCAAGAGCUUCAGCCGGACAUUCUGCCUGAUUGUCCACCUGAAGAGCCACAGCAGGGAGAGGCCCUACGAGUGUGAUCAAUGCAGGAAGAGCUUUCAGACCAGCUCCAAUCUCCUCAGGCACCAGCGCACUCACAAGGAUGAGAAGCCCUUCCGCUGCCCUGACUGUGGGAAAGGCUUCAAGUACAACUUCAGCCUCAUCAACCACCAGCACACCCACACCCGGCUGAGGCCCUAUGAGUGUCCUGAGUGUGGCAAGAGCUUCAGCCAGAGCUCCUACCUAAUCUGCCACAGAAGACUCCACAGCGGUGAACGUCCCUAUGAGUGUGGGCAGUGUGGGAGAAGCUUCUGCCAGCGCUCCCACCUGAUCUACCACCUGAGGAGCCACACCGGCGAGAAACCCUACCAGUGUGAUCAAUGCAGCAAGAGGUUUCAGAGCAGCUCUCAUCUUCUCAGACACCAGCGGAUUCACGUGGAGGAGCGGCCCUUUCUCUGCCCCGACUGCGGCAAGGGCUUCAAGCACAACUCCAGCCUCGUCACCCACCGCCGCAUCCACACUGGGGAGAGGCCCUUCCAGUGUCCAGAAUGUGGGAAGAGCUUCUCACAGAGCUCUACCUUGACCAGACACCAACAGACCCACGAUGGGGAGAAGCCCCACAAGUGCUGGGAAUGUGGCAAGAGCUUCAGCCAGAGAGUCGACUUGACCUGCCACAUGAGAAUCCACAUGGGGGAGAAGCGCUACGUAUGUGACCAGUGUGGGAAAAGCUUCAGCCACAGCUCCAACUUGGUUGUCCACCUGAAGAGCCACAGCGGGGAGAGGCCCUAUGAGUGUGCGGAGUGUGGCAAGAGCUUCAGCCGGACAUUCUGCCUGAUUGUCCACCUGAAGAGCCACAGCAGGGAGAGGCCCUACGAGUGUGAUCAAUGCAGGAAGAGCUUUCAGACCAGCUCCAAUCUCCUCAGGCACCAGCGCACUCACAAGGAUGAGAAGCCCUUCCGCUGCCCUGACUGUGGGAAAGGCUUCAAGUACAACUUCAGCCUCAUCAACCACCAGCACACCCACACCCGGCUGAGGCCCUAUGAGUGUCCUGAGUGUGGCAAGAGCUUCAGCCAGAGCUCCUACCUAAUCUGCCACAGGAGACUCCACAGCGGUGAACGUCCCUAUGAGUGUGGGCAGUGUGGGAGAAGCUUCUGCCAGCGCUCCCACCUGAUCUACCACCUGAGGAGCCACACCGGCGAGAAACCCUACCAGUGUGAUCAAUGCAGCAAGAGGUUUCAGAGCAGCUCUCAUCUUCUCAGACACCAGCGGAUUCACGUGGAGGAGCGGCCCUUUCUCUGCCCCGACUGCGGCAAGGGCUUCAAGCACACCUCCAGCCUCGUCACCCACCGCCGCAUCCACACUGGGGAGAGGCCCUUCCAGUGUCCAGAAUGUGGGAAGAGCUUCUCACAGAGCUCUACCUUGACCAGACACCAACAGACCCACGAUGGGGAGAAGCCCCACAAGUGCUGGGAAUGUGGCAAGAGCUUCAGCCAGAGAGUCGACUUGACCUGCCACAUGAGAAUCCACAUGGGGGAGAAGCGCUACGUAUGUGACCAGUGUGGGAAGAGCUUCAGCCACAGCUCCAACUUGGUUGUCCACCUGAAGAGCCACAGCGGGGAGAGGCCCUAUGAGUGUGCGGAGUGUGGCAAGAGCUUCAGCCGGACAUUCUGCCUGAUUGUCCACCUGAAGAGCCACAGCAGGGAGAGGCCCUACGAGUGUGAUCAAUGCAGGAAGAGCUUUCAGACCAGCUCCAAUCUCCUCAGGCACCAGCGCACUCACAAGGAUGAGAAGCCCUUCCGCUGCCCUGACUGUGGGAAAGGCUUCAAGUACAACUUCAGCCUCAUCAACCACCAGCACACCCACACCCGGCUGAGGCCCUAUGAGUGUCCUGAGUGUGGCAAGAGCUUCAGCCAGAGCUCCUACCUAAUCUGCCACAGGAGACUCCACAGCGGUGAACGUCCCUAUGAGUGUGGGCAGUGUGGGAGAAGCUUCUGCCAGCGCUCCCACCUGAUCUACCACCUGAGGAGCCACACCGGCGAGAAACCCUACCAGUGUGAUCAAUGCAGCAAGAGGUUUCAGAGCAGCUCUCAUCUUCUCAGACACCAGCGGAUUCACGUGGAGGAGCGGCCCUUUCUCUGCCCCGACUGCGGCAAGGGCUUCAAGCACAACUCCAGCCUCGUCACCCACCGCCGCAUCCACACUGGGGAGAGGCCCUUCCAGUGUCCAGAAUGUGGGAAGAGCUUCUCACAGAGCUCUACCUUGACCAGACACCAACAGACCCACGAUGGGGAGAAGCCCCACAAGUGCUGGGAAUGUGGCAAGAGCUUCAGCCAGAGAGUCGACUUGACCUGCCACAUGAGAAUCCACAUGGGGGAGAAGCGCUACGUAUGUGACCAGUGUGGGAAGAGCUUCAGCCACAGCUCCAACUUGGUUGUCCACCUGAAGAGCCACAGCGGGGAGAGGCCCUAUGAGUGUGCGGAGUGUGGCAAGAGCUUCAGCCGGACAUUCUGCCUGAUUGUCCACCUGAAGAGCCACAGCAGGGAGAGGCCCUACGAGUGUGAUCAAUGCAGGAAGAGCUUUCAGACCAGCUCCAAUCUCCUCAGGCACCAGCGCACUCACAAGGAUGAGAAGCCCUUCCGCUGCCCUGACUGUGGGAAAGGCUUCAAGUACAACUUCAGCCUCAUCAACCACCAGCACACCCACACCCGGCUGAGGCCCUAUGAGUGUCCUGAGUGUGGCAAGAGCUUCAGCCAGAGCUCCUACCUAAUCUGCCACAGGAGACUCCACAGCGGUGAACGUCCCUAUGAGUGUGGGCAGUGUGGGAGAAGCUUCUGCCAGCGCUCCCACCUGAUCUACCACCUGAGGAGCCACACCGGCGAGAAACCCUACCAGUGUGAUCAAUGCAGCAAGAGGUUUCAGAGCAGCUCUCAUCUUCUCAGACACCAGCGGAUUCACGUGGAGGAGCGGCCCUUUCUCUGCCCCGACUGCGGCAAGGGCUUCAAGCACAACUCCAGCCUCGUCACCCACCGCCGCAUCCACACUGGGGAGAGGCCCUUCCAGUGUCCAGAAUGUGGGAAGAGCUUCUCACAGAGCUCUACCUUGACCAGACACCAACAGACCCACGAUGGGGAGAAGCCCCACAAGUGCUGGGAAUGUGGCAAGAGCUUCAGCCAGAGAGUCGACUUGACCUGCCACAUGAGAAUCCACAUGGGGGAGAAGCGCUACGUAUGUGACCAGUGUGGGAAGAGCUUCAGCCACAGCUCCAACUUGGUUGUCCACCUGAAGAGCCACAGCGGGGAGAGGCCCUAUGAGUGUGCGGAGUGUGGCAAGAGCUUCAGCCGGACAUUCUGCCUGAUUGUCCACCUGAAGAGCCACAGCAGGGAGAGGCCCUACGAGUGUGAUCAAUGCAGGAAGAGCUUUCAGACCAGCUCCAAUCUCCUCAGGCACCAGCGCACUCACAAGGAUGAGAAGCCCUUCCGCUGCCCUGACUGUGGGAAAGGCUUCAAGUACAACUUCAGCCUCAUCAACCACCAGCACACCCACACCCGGCUGAGGCCCUAUGAGUGUCCUGAGUGUGGCAAGAGCUUCAGCCAGAGCUCCUACCUAAUCUGCCACAGGAGACUCCACAGCGGUGAACGUCCCUAUGAGUGUGGGCAGUGUGGGAGAAGCUUCUGCCAGCGCUCCCACCUGAUCUACCACCUGAGGAGCCACACCGGCGAGAAACCCUACCAGUGUGAUCAAUGCAGCAAGAGGUUUCAGAGCAGCUCUCAUCUUCUCAGACACCAGCGGAUUCACGUGGAGGAGCGGCCCUUUCUCUGCCCCGACUGCGGCAAGGGCUUCAAGCACAACUCCAGCCUCGUCACCCACCGCCGCAUCCACACUGGGGAGAGGCCCUUCCAGUGUCCAGAAUGUGGGAAGAGCUUCUCACAGAGCUCUACCUUGACCAGACACCAACAGACCCACGAUGGGGAGAAGCCCCACAAGUGCUGGGAAUGUGGCAAGAGCUUCAGCCAGAGAGUCGACUUGACCUGCCACAUGAGAAUCCACAUGGGGGAGAAGCGCUACGUAUGUGACCAGUGUGGGAAGAGCUUCAGCCACAGCUCCAACUUGGUUGUCCACCUGAAGAGCCACAGCGGGGAGAGGCCCUAUGAGUGUGCGGAGUGUGGCAAGAGCUUCAGCCGGACAUUCUGCCUGAUUGUCCACCUGAAGAGCCACAGCAGGGAGAGGCCCUACGAGUGUGAUCAAUGCAGGAAGAGCUUUCAGACCAGCUCCAAUCUCCUCAGGCACCAGCGCACUCACAAGGAUGAGAAGCCCUUCCGCUGCCCUGACUGUGGGAAAGGCUUCAAGUACAACUUCAGCCUCAUCAACCACCAGCACACCCACACCCGGCUGAGGCCCUAUGAGUGUCCUGAGUGUGGCAAGAGCUUCAGCCAGAGCUCCUACCUAAUCUGCCACAGGAGACUCCACAGCGGUGAACGUCCCUAUGAGUGUGGGCAGUGUGGGAGAAGCUUCUGCCAGCGCUCCCACCUGAUCUACCACCUGAGGAGCCACACCGGCGAGAAACCCUACCAGUGUGAUCAAUGCAGCAAGAGGUUUCAGAGCAGCUCUCAUCUUCUCAGACACCAGCGGAUUCACGUGGAGGAGCGGCCCUUUCUCUGCCCCGACUGCGGCAAGGGCUUCAAGCACAACUCCAGCCUCGUCACCCACCGCCGCAUCCACACUGGGGAGAGGCCCUUCCAGUGUCCAGAAUGUGGGAAGAGCUUCUCACAGAGCUCUACCUUGACCAGACACCAACAGACCCACGAUGGGGAGAAGCCCCACAAGUGCUGGGAAUGUGGCAAGAGCUUCAGCCAGAGAGUCGACUUGACCUGCCACAUGAGAAUCCACAUGGGGGAGAAGCGCUACGUAUGUGACCAGUGUGGGAAGAGCUUCAGCCACAGCUCCAACUUGGUUGUCCACCUGAAGAGCCACAGCGGGGAGAGGCCCUAUGAGUGUGCGGAGUGUGGCAAGAGCUUCAGCCGGACAUUCUGCCUGAUUGUCCACCUGAAGAGCCACAGCAGGGAGAGGCCCUACGAGUGUGAUCAAUGCAGGAAGAGCUUUCAGACCAGCUCCAAUCUCCUCAGGCACCAGCGCACUCACAAGGAUGAGAAGCCCUUCCGCUGCCCUGACUGUGGGAAAGGCUUCAAGUACAACUUCAGCCUCAUCAACCACCAGCACACCCACACCCGGCUGAGGCCCUAUGAGUGUCCUGAGUGUGGCAAGAGCUUCAGCCAGAGCUCCUACCUAAUCUGCCACAGGAGACUCCACAGCGGUGAACGUCCCUAUGAGUGUGGGCAGUGUGGGAGAAGCUUCUGCCAGCGCUCCCACCUGAUCUACCACCUGAGGAGCCACACCGGCGAGAAACCCUACCAGUGUGAUCAAUGCAGCAAGAGGUUUCAGAGCAGCUCUCAUCUUCUCAGACACCAGCGGAUUCACGUGGAGGAGCGGCCCUUUCUCUGCCCCGACUGCGGCAAGGGCUUCAAGCACAACUCCAGCCUCGUCACCCACCGCCGCAUCCACACUGGGGAGAGGCCCUUCCAGUGUCCAGAAUGUGGGAAGAGCUUCUCACAGAGCUCUACCUUGACCAGACACCAACAGACCCACGAUGGGGAGAAGCCCCACAAGUGCUGGGAAUGUGGCAAGAGCUUCAGCCAGAGAGUCGACUUGACCUGCCACAUGAGAAUCCACAUGGGGGAGAAGCGCUACGUAUGUGACCAGUGUGGGAAGAGCUUCACCCACAGCUCCAACUUGGUUGUCCACCUGAAGAGCCACAGCGGGGAGAGGCCCUAUGAGUGUGCGGAGUGUGGCAAGAGCUUCAGCCGGACAUUCUGCCUGAUUGUCCACCUGAAGAGCCACAGCAGGGAGAGGCCCUACGAGUGUGAUCAAUGCAGGAAGAGCUUUCAGACCAGCUCCAAUCUCCUCAGGCACCAGCGCACUCACAAGGAUGAGAAGCCCUUCCGCUGCCCUGACUGUGGGAAAGGCUUCAAGUACAACUUCAGCCUCAUCAACCACCAGCACACCCACACCCGGCUGAGGCCCUAUGAGUGUCCUGAGUGUGGCAAGAGCUUCAGCCAGAGCUCCUACCUAAUCUGCCACAGGAGACUCCACAGCGGUGAACGUCCCUAUGAGUGUGGGCAGUGUGGGAGAAGCUUCUGCCAGCGCUCCCACCUGAUCUACCACCUGAGGAGCCACACCGGCGAGAAACCCUACCAGUGUGAUCAAUGCAGCAAGAGGUUUCAGAGCAGCUCUCAUCUUCUCAGACACCAGCGGAUUCACGUGGAGGAGCGGCCCUUUCUCUGCCCCGACUGCGGCAAGGGCUUCAAGCACAACUCCAGCCUCGUCACCCACCGCCGCAUCCACACUGGGGAGAGGCCCUUCCAGUGUCCAGAAUGUGGGAAGAGCUUCUCACAGAGCUCUACCUUGACCAGACACCAACAGACCCACGAUGGGGAGAAGCCCCACAAGUGCUGGGAAUGUGGCAAGAGCUUCAGCCAGAGAGUCGACUUGACCUGCCACAUGAGAAUCCACAUGGGGGAGAAGCGCUACGUAUGUGACCAGUGUGGGAAGAGCUUCAGCCACAGCUCCAACUUGGUUGUCCACCUGAAGAGCCACAGCGGGGAGAGGCCCUAUGAGUGUGCGGAGUGUGGCAAGAGCUUCAGCCGGACAUUCUGCCUGAUUGUCCACCUGAAGAGCCACAGCAGGGAGAGGCCCUACGAGUGUGAUCAAUGCAGGAAGAGCUUUCAGACCAGCUCCAAUCUCCUCAGGCACCAGCGCACUCACAAGGAUGAGAAGCCCUUCCGCUGCCCUGACUGUGGGAAAGGCUUCAAGUACAACUUCAGCCUCAUCAACCACCAGCACACCCACACCCGGCUGAGGCCCUAUGAGUGUCCUGAGUGUGGCAAGAGCUUCAGCCAGAGCUCCUACCUAAUCUGCCACAGGAGACUCCACAGCGGUGAACGUCCCUAUGAGUGUGGGCAGUGUGGGAGAAGCUUCUGCCAGCGCUCCCACCUGAUCUACCACCUGAGGAGCCACACCGGCGAGAAACCCUACCAGUGUGAUCAAUGCAGCAAGAGGUUUCAGAGCAGCUCUCAUCUUCUCAGACACCAGCGGAUUCACGUGGAGGAGCGGCCCUUUCUCUGCCCCGACUGCGGCAAGGGCUUCAAGCACAACUCCAGCCUCGUCACCCACCGCCGCAUCCACACUGGGGAGAGGCCCUACAAGUGCUGGGAAUGUGGCAAGAGCUUCAGCCAGAGAGUCGACUUGACCUGCCACAUGAGAAUCCACAUGGGGGAGAAGCGCUACGUAUGUGACCAGUGUGGGAAGAGCUUCACCCACAGCUCCAACUUGGUUGUCCACCUGAAGAGCCACAGCGGGGAGAGGCCCUAUGAGUGUGCGGAGUGUGGCAAGAGCUUCAGCCGGACAUUCUGCCUGAUUGUCCACCUGAAGAGCCACAGCAGGGAGAGGCCCUACGAGUGUGAUCAAUGCAGGAAGAGCUUUCAGACCAGCUCCAAUCUCCUCAGGCACCAGCGCACUCACAAGGAUGAGAAGCCCUUCCGCUGCCCUGACUGUGGGAAAGGCUUCAAGUACAACUUCAGCCUCAUCAACCACCAGCACACCCACACCCGGCUGAGGCCCUAUGAGUGUCCUGAGUGUGGCAAGAGCUUCAGCCAGAGCUCCUACCUAAUCUGCCACAGGAGACUCCACAGCGGUGAACGUCCCUAUGAGUGUGGGCAGUGUGGGAGAAGCUUCUGCCAGCGCUCCCACCUGAUCUACCACCUGAGGAGCCACACCGGCGAGAAACCCUACCAGUGUGAUCAAUGCAGCAAGAGGUUUCAGAGCAGCUCUCAUCUUCUCAGACACCAGCGGAUUCACGUGGAGGAGCGGCCCUUUCUCUGCCCCGACUGCGGCAAGGGCUUCAAGCACAACUCCAGCCUCGUCACCCACCGCCGCAUCCACACUGGGGAGAGGCCCUUCCAGUGUCCAGAAUGUGGGAAGAGCUUCUCACAGAGCUCUACCUUGACCAGACACCAACAGACCCACGAUGGGGAGAAGCCCCACAAGUGCUGGGAAUGUGGCAAGAGCUUCAGCCAGAGAGUCGACUUGACCUGCCACAUGAGAAUCCACAUGGGGGAGAAGCGCUACGUAUGUGACCAGUGUGGGAAGAGCUUCACCCACAGCUCCAACUUGGUUGUCCACCUGAAGAGCCACAGCGGGGAGAGGCCCUAUGAGUGUGCGGAGUGUGGCAAGAGCUUCAGCCGGACAUUCUGCCUGAUUGUCCACCUGAAGAGCCACAGCAGGGAGAGGCCCUACGAGUGUGAUCAAUGCAGGAAGAGCUUUCAGACCAGCUCCAAUCUCCUCAGGCACCAGCGCACUCACAAGGAUGAGAAGCCCUUCCGCUGCCCUGACUGUGGGAAAGGCUUCAAGUACAACUUCAGCCUCAUCAACCACCAGCACACCCACACCCGGCUGAGGCCCUAUGAGUGUCCUGAGUGUGGCAAGAGCUUCAGCCAGAGCUCCUAUCUAAUCUGCCACAGGAGACUCCAUAGCGGUGAACGUCCCUAUGAGUGUGGGCAGUGUGGGAGAAGCUUCUGCCAGCGCUCCCACCUGAUCUACCACCUGAGGAGCCACACCGGCGAGAAACCCUACCAGUGUGAUCAAUGCAGCAAGAGGUUUCAGAGCAGCUCUCAUCUUCUCAGACACCAGCGGAUUCACGUGGAGGAGCGGCCCUUUCUCUGCCCCGACUGCGGCAAGGGCUUCAAGCACAACUCCAGCCUCGUCACCCACCGCCGCAUCCACACUGGGGAGAGGCCCUUCCAGUGUCCAGAAUGUGGGAAGAGCUUCUCACAGAGCUCUACCUUGACCAGACACCAACAGACCCACGAUGGGGAGAAGCCCCACAAGUGCUCAAAAUGUGGGAAGAGCUUCAGGUGGAGCUCCAAAGUGAUGCGCCACAUGAGAAUCCACACAGGGGAACAGCCAUACAAGUGCAUGGAGUGUGGCAAGAGCUUCAGGACAAGCUCUGAAGUGAACAGACACUGUAGGAGUCACACAGGGCAACGGCCCUACCAGUGUGCCAUGUGUGGGAAGAGCUUCUGCGACCGUGCCGACCUGAGCAAACACCUGAGGAGCCUGUUUUCCCUUCAAACCAGGAUUUGCUAUUUCCAAAACUUGUUGCAAUGGAGGAGGAGGCCAUGAGGAAGAGGAAGAUGGCCCAGGAGCCCCAUGCAGGUGAGGAGGAAGUCACUGCCCCUUUCCCCCUCUCUCCUGCUCCGUCUCCCAGCCCAGUAUGGCCCCGGCUGCAGGACAAACCCUGCUGCUGAUGCCGUCCUGCCAGGGAUGCACUGGGGAGAUCUUGGAGUUCCCUGAGGCAAAUCCCAUCCUCUCCUUGUCCUUCCUCUGCCAGGCACCCAGCUGAGGAGGGAGACCAGGCAGGACAAAUGCCCACAGCAGAACCUCGUAGAAGAGGCCAUUUUGAGCAGCUCCACAGCACAGGAAUCCAACAAGGAGGAAAAGACACGAAGAUCACGCACGAGGAGGGGCUGCAAACGCAGAUCACAGGCAUCUGAGGAGGAAACACCCACCCUGUGCCGGGGCUAUGGCCGCAGCUCGGAGCUGGGGGUCCAUGAGCAGCUUUAGGAUUGCGAGAAGCCCCACAAGUGCUCGGAAUGUGGGAAGAGCUACAGAAAGAGAUCCCACCUGAUUGACCAUUGGAUAAUCCACACUGGGGAAUGACCCUACGAGUGUCUUGAGUGUGGGAAGAGCUUCACCUGACUGUCCAGCAGAGAAGCCACACUGGGGAGAGGUCUUACGAGUGUGAUAAAUGCAGGAAGAGGUUUCAGACCAGCUCCAGUCUGCUCCAGCAUGAACACAUUCACACAGAAGA
This is a messenger RNA of Passer domesticus (house sparrow), 11801 nucleotides long. RefSeq lists its product as uncharacterized. The transcript is spliced from 15 exons. Bases 119 to 11113 code for a protein of 3664 amino acids. The record is from RefSeq and is a predicted model, not a curated record. NCBI's taxonomy places the organism in Eukaryota, Metazoa, Chordata, Aves, Passeriformes, Passeridae. Gene Ontology annotation, molecular function: RNA polymerase II cis-regulatory region sequence-specific DNA binding; DNA-binding transcription factor activity, RNA polymerase II-specific. Gene Ontology annotation, biological process: regulation of DNA-templated transcription.